This is a messenger RNA of Elgaria multicarinata webbii, 2748 nucleotides long. Its product is annotated as BRISC and BRCA1-A complex member 1-like. The record is from RefSeq and is a predicted model, not a curated record. Bases 33 to 2564 code for a protein of 843 amino acids. Gene Ontology annotation, molecular function: calmodulin binding; small conductance calcium-activated potassium channel activity. NCBI's taxonomy places the organism in Eukaryota, Metazoa, Chordata, Lepidosauria, Squamata, Anguidae. Gene Ontology annotation, cellular component: nuclear body; BRCA1-A complex; neuron projection. Gene Ontology annotation, biological process: mitotic G2 DNA damage checkpoint signaling; potassium ion transmembrane transport; positive regulation of DNA repair. The transcript has 17 exons.
GCUGAGUUACAAAUGGGCUCUUCUAGUCACGUAUGAAUGGAAUCGGGCCGGUGAAUGCUGAUUCCCACAUUCUGAGCCAUGCUGGAUCCAAGAGCGCGCUUAGCGAGCCCAGCCCCUUCGCCGAGAUAGCCAUGAACAGCUGCAAAUACAACGGAGGCGUCAUCCGACCGCUAAGCAGCCUGAGCACGUCUUCCCACCGCAACCUGCACGAGGCGGAUGCCGAGACUCAGCCCCUGCAGACCUUCCACGACUCCGGCUUGGAGGUGGUCGUCUCCAAGUCCGAGCACAGCAAGGCCUCGGAAACCCGGCCGGACGAGGAUUCGGAGUCCUGCUCCCGCCGCCACAAGAAGAACCAGAACGUGGGCUACCGGCUGGGCCACCGGCGGGCCCUCUUCGAGAAGCGGAAGCGGCUGAGCGACUACGCCUUGAUCUUCGGCAUGUUUGGCAUCGUGGUCAUGGUGACGGAGACCGAACUCUCUUGGGGCGUCUACACAAAGGAGUCCUCAUAUUCAUUUGCCCUGAAAUGCCUUAUCAGCCUCUCCACCAUGAUUCUCCUAGGACUCAUCAUUAUGUACCACGCCAGAGAGAUCCAGCUCUUCAUGGUGGACAACGGUGCCGACGACUGGCGCAUCGCCAUGACAUACGAGCGGAUUUUCUUCAUCACCCUGGAGCUGGUGGUCUGCGCCAUCCACCCCAUUCCAGGACAGUACUUCUUCACCUGGACGACCCGCCUGGCCUUCACCUACGCCACCUCGGAAGCCAACACGGACGUGGACAUCAUCCUCUCCAUCCCAAUGUUCCUCCGGCUCUACCUAAUCGGGCGGGUCAUGCUCCUGCACAGCAAGCUGUUCACGGAUGCCUCCUCCCGUAGCAUCGGGGCCCUCAACAAGAUCAACUUCAACACCCGCUUUGUCAUGAAGACCCUCAUGACCAUUUGUCCUGGGACUGUCCUGCUGGUCUUCAGUAUCUCCUCCUGGAUCAUCGCGGCCUGGACGGUGCGCGUGUGCGAGAGGUACCACGACAAGCAGGACGUAACCAGCAAUUUCCUGGGAGCGAUGUGGCUCAUUUCCAUCACGUUUCUCUCCAUCGGCUAUGGGGACAUGGUCCCACACACCUACUGCGGGAAAGGAGUCUGCUUGCUCACUGGGAUUAUGGGCGCCGGGUGUACAGCCUUAGUAGUCGCCGUCGUGGCCCGAAAACUUGAACUCACCAAAGCUGAGAAGCACGUCCAUAACUUCAUGAUGGAUACGCAGCUCUCAAAGCGGGUGAAAAAUUCUGCAGCCAACGUACUCAGGGAAACGUGGCUCAUUUACAAGCACACCAAGCUGGUGAAGAAGAUCGACUGUGCCAAAGUGCGGAAACACCAGCGUAAGUUCCUCCAAGCCAUCCAUCAGUUGAGGAGCGUCAAAAUGGAGCAGCGGAAGUUGAGCGACCAGGCCAACACUCUGGUGGAUUUGUCCAAGACGCAGAACGUCAUGUACGACAUGGUGUCGGAACUGCAGGAGCGCAACGAGGACUUGGAGAAGCGCAUCAGCGCCCUGGAGGGCAAGAUUGAUCGGCUGGGCCUCACCCUCCACGCCCUGCCCAGCCUCGUCACCCAAGCCAUACGCCGGCAGCAGCAGCAGCAGCAGCAGCGGCCCAGGACCCGCUCCAACCCGGAGGGCGCUGAGGACCGCAACCUGAGCGCCCAGGCCAGCGUGGGCAGCCGCAGCGAAGGGGAAGGCGAGGCGGCCAGCAGCUCCGAUAGUCCGCCGAGCGCCGGCGUCCCAGCCCCGGCGUCCAACGGCAAAGGCUGGGCACCCCCGGCACCGCCGGCAGAGUUCCAGGUCCGCACGCCGCGGGUGAACUGCCCGGAGAAGGUGAUUAUCUGCUUGGACCUCUCAGAGGAAAUGUCGCACCCUAAACUGGAGUCCUUCAACGGGUCCAAGACCAACGCUUUGAACGUCUCCCAGAAGAUGAUUGAGAUGUUUGUCCGGACAAAACACAAGAUCGACAAGAGCCACGAAUUCGCGCUGGUGGUAGUGAACAAUGACGUCACUUGGCUUUCAGGCUUCACCUCAGACCCCAGAGAAGUCUGCAGCUGUCUGUACGACCUGGAGACCGUGGUGUGCAAGUCCUUCAAUCUGGAAGGUCUUUUCAACCUCAUACAACAGAAGACGGAGCUGCCCGUCACGGAGAACAUCCAAACCAUCCCACCGCCUUACGUGGUCAGGACCAUCUUGGUAUACAGCCGCCCGGCUUGUGAGCCCCCGGUGUCCGUGACGGACCAGAUGAAGAAAAUGCUUCAGUGCCCUUACUACUUCUUUGACGUGCUGUACAUCCACAACGGCGUGGAAGAGAAAGAGGAGGAAACCAGCUGGAAGGAGACCUUUGCCUUUUUCAGCAACCUGGACGCGAAAGGCACCAAUUACAAGUACGAGGUGCCUCUGACGGGCCCGGCCGUCGAGCUGCACAACUGCAUGGCCAAAUUGCUGUCCCAUCCGCUGCAGCGUCCGUUCCAGACCCAUGCUUCAUACAGCAUGUUGGAGGAGGAGGAGGUGCCAGAAAUCGAAGCCGUAGUCUGACCAGCUUGAAUCGUGGGGUGGGGGGUGGGGGGGCAGAAGCAGGGAGAAGGAACCUGAGGGUCGGGGCGUGCCCGGACUGUGUACGUGCUUUGAUUUGGUGUUAACAGGGAUUAAACUGGGGUGUGUACAGGAUCUUUCUUUUGAUUAGUACGAUUGAUGUCUGUCAAUACAACUUUUACAAGUU